UUUUUAGAGGAGCCAGCCAAGUUUGAAAAGUUUCACACUCCUAGAGGAAUCUUUAUAGAUAAUCUUUGAAAACAAAUAAUUUAGCAUAUUCAUCUUCCUAAAGAUAACAUUGAUUCAUAUCCUCACUGUCCAAAUUUUGGUUCAUUUCUGUUCUCGUACCUACAAAAUGACUGAUGUUUUACUUGGAAUCGUGAUUGAAAACCUCAUAUCUUUUGUUCGAGAGGAGCUUUCGACCUUUUUGGGUGUUGGAGAAUUGACUCAGAAGCUAUGUGGAAAUCUCACCGCAAUUCGUGCUGUCCUCCAAGAUGCUGAAGAGAAGCAAAUAACAAGCCGUGCUGUGAAAGAUUGGCUGCAGAAGCUGGCUGAUGCUGCUCAUGUUCUUGAUGAUAUAUUGGAUGAUUGUUCAACAACAUCAAAAGCACAUGGAGACAACAAGUGGAUUGCCCGUUUCCAUCCUAAGAAGAUUUUGGCUCAGCGUGCCAUUGGAAAGAGGAUGAAAGAGGUUGCUAAAAAGAUUGAUGAAAUUGCCGAAGGCAGGAUCAAGUAUGGAUUACAAGUGAAAGUCACGGAGGAGCACCAACGAGGAGAUGAUGAAUGGCGGCAAACUACUUCUGUCAUCACUGAACCGAAAGUCUAUGGAAGAGAUCAUGAUAUAGAGAAAAUUGUCGAGGUUCUUGUAAGCCAUGCUAUCGAUAGUGAAGAACUCUCGGUCUACUCCAUUGUUGGAGUUGGUGGAUUGGGAAAAACAACACUUGCUCAAGUGGUCUUCAAUGACGAAAGGGUAAAUACUCAUUUUGAUUUGAAAAUAUGGGUGUGUGUUUCUGAUGAUUUUAGUAUGAUGAAAAUUUUGGAGUCCAUCAUAAAAUCCACCGUUGGAAAAAAUCCAGAACUCUCGUCUUUAGAAUCAAUGCAAAAAAAGGUUCGAGAAAUUUUGCUAAACAAAAGGUAUUUACUUGUUCUUGAUGAUGUGUGGAAUGAAGAUCAAGAGAAAUGGAAUAAGUUCAAGCAUUUGUUGCAACGUGGAAAUGCAGCGAAAGGGGCAUCAGUUUUGGUUACUACCCGACUUGACAUUGUUGCAUCCAUUAUGGGAACUUAUCCGACGCAUCAUUUGGUAGAUUUAUCUGAUGAUGACAUCUGGUGUUUGUUCAAACAACAUGCUUUUGCAGCAAAUAGAGAAGAGCGCCCAGAGCUUGUAGCAAUAGGCAAGGAGUUAGUGAGAAAAUGUGUGGGUUCUCCUCUUGCCGCCAAAGUAUUGGGAAGCCUUUUGCGCUUUCAAAGAGAGGAAUAUCAAUGGCUAGCUGUAAAGGAAAGUAACUUUUGGAAAUUAUCCGAAGAUAAUCCUGUCAUGUCUACUUUGAGACUAAGCUACUUUAAUUUGAAAUUAUCAUUGAGGCCUUGUUUUAGUUUUUGUGCUAUUUUUCCUAAGGAUUUUGAAAUGUUGAAGGAACAACUAAUUUAUCUUUGGUUGGCUAAUGGUUUUAUCUCCCCCCGAGGAAAUAUAGAGGUGGAGAAUGUUGGCAAUGAAGUGUGGAAUGAAUUAUAUGCGAGGUCAUUUUUUCAAGAAAUCAAAACCGAUGAAAAGGGUAAUGUUACUUUCAAAAUGCAUGAUCUAUUUCAUGAUUUGGCUCAAUCUAUUAUGGGAGAAGAAUGUGUGGCUUCUGGGGUUGCAAGCUUGACUAAUUUAUCUAGCAGAGUUCACCAUAUAAGUUGCUCCUUUGGUAAGUUUGAUAAACCAUUCAACUACAACACUAUCCCUUUCAAGAAAGCUGAAUCAUUACGAACUUUUCUCGAGUUAGAUAUCCCCGUCAAAAAUUUAUGUUCAUUUCCAUCUACCACUCCUCUUAGAGCAUUACGUACAAGUUCUUUGAAUCUUUCCACAUUAAAGAGCUUAACACAUCUAAGGUACUUGGAACUUUUUGAAAGUGAGAUCAAAACCUUGCCUGAGUCUGUUUGUAAGUUGCAGAAUUUGCAAAUACUAAAACUCGAUAUUUGCGAUGAUCUAUCCAGCCUUCCCAACCAUUUGACACAGUUACAAUCUCUUAGGCAUCUUGUGAUUAAAAAUUGCAAUUCAUUAGUAUCAAUGCCUUCCAAAAUUAGUAAGUUAACUUGUCUAAAAACAUUGAGCACUUUCAUCGUGGGUUCGAAGAUGGGGUUCGGUUUAGCAGAGUUACGUGACUUACAAUUAGGAGGCAAGCUACACAUCAAAGGCCUUGAGAAUGUGUCAAGUGAAUGGGAUGCUAAAGAAGCUAAUUUGAUUGGUAAAAAGGAGUUGAAUCGCUUAUACCUAUCAUGGGGUAGUGACGCUAAUUCCAAAGGCAUUGAUACUAAUGUUGAGCGAGUACUUGAAGUCCUUGAACCUCCCACAGGUCUUAAGGGUUUUGGGGUGAAGGAUUAUGUGGGAAUACAUUUUCCCCAUUGGAUGAGAAAUACUUCUAUCUUGGAGAGGUUAGUUGAUGUUAUACUCUACAACUGUAAAAACUGUCAGUGACUUCCUCCACUUGGUAAAUUACCUUGUUUAACCACUCUUUAUGUAUCUGGAAUGAGAGAUUUAAAGUACAUUGAUGAUGACUUAUAUGAAUCUUCUUCCAAGAGGGCUUUCAUUUCGUUGAAGUAUUUGACUCUGCGGGGUUUACCAAACUUAGAGAGGAUGUUGAAAGCUGAAGGGGUAGAGAUGCUACCACAACUUUCCUACUUAAGAAUUGCAAGUGUUCCCAAGUUGGCAUUGCCAUCCCUUCCAUCUCUUGAAACCCUUGAUUCUGGUGGAAUAAACAUCGAGUUGUGGAAGCUCCUCUUUGAUUGCCGUUGGAUUGAAGUUGUGGAUUUAUUCCCAAAGGGAAUUGUGUGUAAUAUGCAUAAACUUAAGUCACUUUUUAUCAUACACUUCAAAAAUCUCAAGGUAUUACCGGAUGAUCUGUGCUAUCUUAGUGCCCUGGAGGAGCUUCGGAUUUCAAAUUGUGAUGAACUUGAGUCUUUCUCGAUGCAUGCGAUGCAAGGUUUAAUUUCUCUUCGAGUUUUGACCAUUCAACAAUGUGAUAAAUUAAUAUCCUUGACGGAAGGUAUGGGAGAAUUGGCUUGUCUUGAGAGACUUGAAAUCAGUUUUUGUCCACGACUUGUUUUACCAAGUAAUAUGAACAAGCUAACUUCCCUUCGUCAAGGGUCAUUUAGGUGCUUCAGCGGAAACAGCAGGAUAUUACAGGGCUUAGAAGAUAUCCCCUCCCUACAAAAUUUGAGUCUAGCACACUUUCAUUACCUGCCAGAAUCAUUGGGAGCCAUGACUUCUCUUCAAAGAUUAGAAAUCUUUUCAUGUGCAAAUGUAAUGUCGCUACCAAAUAGCUUUCAGAACCUCACAAACUUGCAUACAUUGCUUAUUGUUGGAUGCCCUAUGUUGGAGAAGCGAUGCAAGAAAGGAACCGGGGAAGAUUGGCAUAAGAUAUCUCACGUUCCUGAACUGGAGUUAACUGAAGCAGAACUUCACUUUAGGAAUAAUUAUUCACACUGGAAGAAGGAAGUGCAUUUGUUGCACCGUAAUGCUGAGCCAUACUAUAUGUCAUCAGAGGACGAGUUUAACACAAUAGUCGAUGCAUUCUAAAUGAACCUAAUGGUAUAAAUAGAAACCACUCCUAUAUACCAAAAUUGGUGGUUAUUUGAAUGGGAGAGAACCAAGCUCUCGAAACUUAGUGAAACUGCGUCUGUUUUCUAUGAAAUAUUUUAAUUCUGCAGCAGUGUAAAUGUUUGUAUUCAAUCUCUGUUUGAUUCAACUUUCUUUUGAGUUUCAUCAAUAAAAUCGUUAUUAUUCAGUGAA
This is a messenger RNA of Medicago truncatula (barrel medic), 3802 nucleotides long. RefSeq names its product putative disease resistance protein RGA4. Bases 167 to 2488 code for a protein of 773 amino acids. Lineage: Eukaryota; Viridiplantae; Streptophyta; Magnoliopsida; Fabales; Fabaceae. The record is from RefSeq and is a predicted model, not a curated record. The transcript is spliced from 2 exons. Gene Ontology annotation, molecular function: ADP binding.